AUGCACGCGAACGUGUCUCAGUUCCCGUGGCCCACGCUGGACCAGACAUUCGUUACAGUGGAGUCCAACUUUGACCUCGCAGACUCCAGGGAAUACUCUGAAGACUGGUAUGCCAAUACAAACAUGCUCAACAUGGGACCGGUCGACAUCUCUCUUUUGCCAGACCCAGUAGUGCCCGAAGUUCCUUCGUUUGUUCCCGCAUACCAGAACACCUUCGUGCAACAUGCACCUGUCAUACAGCCCGUUGUGGAACCCGCUGUGGACUCCAGCUACAGGUGGCACACCAAUGCGCCGAUCUCUACACCGAUCAAUACACCGAUUUUAUUCGAGCCUGAAUGUGUUGUAGCUGAGAGCAACACGUUGAGAGCGCGGACCACGCACCCAACGAAACAGUUUGUGUGCGAACUGUGCGCAAAGACAUUCACGCGAAGAGAAUCCAUGAAAAACCACGUCUCUUCUGUACAUCAAAGACUCAAGCCAUACAAAUGCCAGUAUGGCAAGUGUACGCUUGAAUACUCCACUCCGUCAGACCUGAGACGUCAUGUCCGCGAAAAGCAUCUACGCAACGCUGAAAAGCUGUUUAUCUGCGAAGGCCGCACGGCAGAUGGGAAAUUAUGGGGAUGUGGCAAAAGAUUCCAUCGUUCUUACCAGCUGACAGGCCACUGGAAGAGCAAUAGGUCGCAAAAGAACUGCCACAUCCCGCCGGAUUUUGAUUACAUUCCUAUUAAGUUGUCGCGCAACACGUAG
Messenger RNA from Ogataea parapolymorpha DL-1, 747 nucleotides. RefSeq names its product Transcriptional regulator CRZ1. The record is from RefSeq and is a predicted model, not a curated record. The transcript has a single exon. Gene Ontology annotation, molecular function: DNA-binding transcription factor activity, RNA polymerase II-specific; RNA polymerase II cis-regulatory region sequence-specific DNA binding. Gene Ontology annotation, biological process: regulation of DNA-templated transcription. Bases 1 to 747 code for a protein of 248 amino acids. Lineage: Eukaryota; Fungi; Ascomycota; Pichiomycetes; Pichiales; Pichiaceae.